AUGAGACGAGAGGAGGAUAUUCAGGUUUCGUGUGGUGAAAUUUUGAAGGUUCAGCCUAAGACCAUCGUACAUACACGAGUGCAAGCGACAAAAGAAGGUAACAUUGAUUUAAGUUGUGAAGUGACGUCAAGUCAAGACGAGGUGGCAUCAUCGUUUCAUAUCACAUUAUGUGAUGAGACCCCGAUUGAGGGGGAGGACGCAGAAGAAGCACCCCAUGAGUUAGAGGAAGGGGUACGGGCCACAGAUGAAUUAAAGGAGGUUGAUCUGGGAACUCCUGAGAAUCCUCAGCCUAUCUUCAUCAGCACACUCCUUUCUAAUGAAGAUGAAAAAAUCUAUGUCGAACUGCUGAAAGAGUACAUUGAUGUUUUUGCAUGGACACACAAAGAGAUGCCAGGGUUAGACCCAAAGGUGGCUGUGCACCGCUUGGCAGUGAAAAAGGCAUGUCGUCCAGUCAAACAAGCUCAACGACACUUUCGCCCUGAACUCAUUCCCUCAAUUGAAGGAGAAGUCAACAAACUUAUAGAGGCUGGAUUUAUUCGCGAAGUGAAAUAUCCAACCUGGAUAUCCAGCAUUGUGCCUGUACGCAAGAAGAACGGCCAAACUCGUGUAUGCGUUGACUUCCGAGAUCUUAAUGUUGCAUGCCCGAAAGAUGACUUCCCGCUUCCCAUCACGGAGUUAAUGAUAGAUGUCGUGAUUGGGCACGAGAUCAUGUCAUUCAUGGAUGGCUCCUCUGGUUACAAUCAGAUUCGCAUGGCGCCGGAAGAUGAGGAGUUGACAGCAUUCCGAACGCCUAAAGGCAUCUACUGCUACAAAGUGAUGCCCUUUGGUUUGAAAAAUGCAGGUGCUACAUACCAAAGGGCUAUGCAGAGAAUAUUUGAUGACAUGCUUCACAAAAUGGUGGAAUGCUACGUCGAUGACUUGGUUGUGAAGUCAAAACUCCGCAUAGAUCAAUUGGGACAUUUAAGAAAAGUCUAUGACCGCUUGCGAAAGUUUCAACUUAAGAUGAAUCCCUUGAAAUGUGCUUUUGGGGUUGCUGCUGGGAAGUUUCUUGGGUUCACUGUUCGACAUAGGGGCAUCGAGAUCGAACAACCUAAGAUCGACGCUAUAAUGAAGAUGCCUGAACCAAGAAACCUUCAUGAACUUAAAAGCUUACAAGGGAAUUUGGCAUACAUCCGAAGGUUUAUAUCAAACCUAGCGGGAAGAUGUCACCCCUUUAGUCGGUUAAUGAAGAAAGGUAUCCCGUUCGUAUGGGAUGAUGCGUGCAAAAACGCGUUUGAGAGUAUCAAGUCAUAUUUGAUGAAGCCGCCUGUGUUAACUACUCCUAUACACGGUCGCCCAUUGAUCCUUUAUAUCUCCGCCCAAGAAAACUCUGUAGGUGCUUUGCUCGUUCAGGAAAAUAACAAGGAGAAAGAAAAUGCCCUCUACUAUCUCAGUAGAAUGAUGACACCGAACGAGUUAAAGUACUCCCCAAUUGAGAAGCUAUGUUUGGCACUGGUGUUCACCAUUAAAAAGCUCAAACACUACUUUGAAGCUCAUACCAUUCAACUUGUGUCGAAAGCGAACCCAGUAAAGUAUCUUAUGGCAAAGGUUGUUCUAUUUGACCGCCUGGCAAGGUGGUAUUUAUUGUUUCAACAGUUUGAAAUCGUCUAUGUGCCACAAAAGUCUGUUAAAGGGCAAGCUUUAGCCGAUUUCUUAGCAGAUCACCCAAUACCUGCUGAAUGGGAGUUAUCUAAUGAUUUGCCUGAUGAGGAUGUACUUAUCAUUGAAGUCCUACCCCCUUGGAAGAUGUAUUUUGAUGGAGCUGCACAUAGAGGAGGGGCAGGAGCUGGAGUUGUCUUCAUCACUCCAGAAGGUGAAGUGUUGCCAUAUUCAUUCACCUUGACAGAGCCAUGCUCAAACAAUGUUGCUGAGUAUCAAGCAUUGAUACUUGGGCUAGAGAUAGCAGUUGACAUGAAACAACUGAGAAUUAACAUUUAUGGAGAUUCGAAGUUGGUCGUUAACCAAGUGAUGGGACUGUACGAAGUGAAGAAGGCAGAGUUAGUCCCGUACAACAACUAUGCGAAGAUACUCAUACAAUGGCUGGGUGACGUUACGAUUGAACAUGUAUCGAGGAAAGAAAACAAGAAAGCUGACGCCUUAGUUGCACUGGCUUCAACUAUUGCUCAUCCUACAACUCGGGUACAAGUACGUCAAAAGUGGGUAGUUCCACCUAUUUUCAACGAAGAUGGCUCAGUUGAUGAAACUGUCGAACUCCCUAAUGCUUCUGUUUAUGACAUUGGCAAAGAUGAUUGGAGACAGCCGUUGAUUGACUACUUCACUGAUGGGAAGUUACCAGAAGAUCCUCGCAAGAGGGUGGAUAUAAAGCGUCGAGCUCCUCGCUUCAUCUACUAUAAUGAGACGUUGUAUCGUCGCUCAUUUGAUGGAGUCUGGCUCCGAUGUCUAGGAGUAGAGGAGGCAUUACAAGCCAUGCAAGAAGCUCAUUCUGGGGUCUGUGGUGCACAUCAGUCCGGCCCUAAGUUGCACUUCCACAUUAAACGAAUGGGUUAUUAUUGGCCUACAAUGGUAAAGGAUUGCAUAGAUCAUGCUCGAAGGUGCCAAGCUUGUCAAGUUCAUGCAAACUUUAUCCAUCAACCACCAGAGCCUCUACACCCAACAGUCGCAUCUUGGCCGUUUGAUGCUUGGGGACUUGAUGUGGUUGGCCCAAUUACGCCCAAGUCAUCUGCAGGGCAUACAUACAUAUUGGCCGCCACCGACUACUUUUCAAAGUGGGCAGAAGCCGUGGCAUUAAAAGAAGUAAAGAAGGAAAAUGUGGCAGACUUCCUCCGUGUUCAUAUCAUCUAUCGGUUCGGCAUCCCACGAUAUAUCUUAACUGAUAACGGGAAACCCUUUGACAAUAAAUUGAUGGACAAGAUCUGCAAGCUUUUUGACUUUCAGCAGCGGAACUCCUCAGCGUAUUACGCAGCUGCGAAUGGGCUUGCGGAAGCUUUUAACAAGACCCUAUGCAAUCUAUUGAAAAAAGUGGUCUCAAAAUCGAAACGUGAUUAG
Molecule: messenger RNA, 3045 nt
Organism: Ipomoea triloba (trilobed morning glory)
Lineage: Eukaryota; Viridiplantae; Streptophyta; Magnoliopsida; Solanales; Convolvulaceae
Exons: 1
Coding region: 1-3045 (1014 amino acids)
Biological process (GO): DNA integration
Molecular function (GO): nucleic acid binding; RNA-DNA hybrid ribonuclease activity
Source: RefSeq, a predicted model, not a curated record